Messenger RNA from Rhinocladiella mackenziei CBS 650.93, 3051 nucleotides. RefSeq lists its product as uncharacterized. The record is from RefSeq and is a predicted model, not a curated record. The coding region runs from base 1 to 3051 and encodes 1016 amino acids. The transcript has a single exon. Lineage: Eukaryota; Fungi; Ascomycota; Eurotiomycetes; Chaetothyriales; Herpotrichiellaceae.
AUGCGGUCUUCUCAAAUCGUUGCCUUCACCUUGCUGGGAUGGGUGUUGCCCCCCUUCGGAAGUUGCGAUCUAGCUGGAUCCAAGAUAGAAAAACGACAGGAUGCCAGUGAUACGAGUUUUCCGACACUGACGACAGAUCCUCCGAGUUCGCAAACGGAUUCGCCCUCGACACAAGUCCCUGAACCCUCGAGUUCGAAGUUCUCUCAGACGUCGGGUGGGACAUCCACUUUGUCUCAUACCUCGACCACGAGAGUAGCGACCACGACUAACGCCACCCCGGCCGCAUCUAGUGCUGCCGCAAAUAACUCGACGACAUCUUCUGGCCAGGAUGACAAAAACGAACUCCCUCUCCACCCGAGAAUCACACCAGCACUUGGAAUCGCUGGAGUCUUCCUCAUCGCCUUGGGAGCCGUAUAUGCCUUGAUCGGCGUCAAGAGCAGAGGGGUUCAGAUCUUCUUAUCCGCCGCCUUCCUGGCCAGCACCGCCACUACAGCUCUGGUCGGCUAUGUGAUGAAUCCGCCAGUAAGUAAUGCCAUUCAAGGAGGUUUCUUUGUCGCCAUCUUCAUGACUGGAGCUGUCUUCGGGGGUGGAGCCCUCAUCUUCAAGGAACUCACCGAGGGCUUGGGCUGCCUCUUGGGAGGAUUUUGCUUUAGCAUGUGGUUGCUGACAUUAAAGCCUGGCGGACUCAUCACAAGCUCGGGAGGCAAGGGCGCCUUUAUUGGUGGUUUUUGUGUGGUAGCCUGGGCCUUGUCUUGGAUCCAAUACACCCGACCGUACGCAUUAAUUGGAUCAACAUCUUUUAGCGGCGCCACCGCUUUUGUUCUCGGCCUUGAUUGCUUCACAAGGGCCGGAAUGAAGGAAUUCUGGUUUCACAUCUGGAAUCUGAACGGCGAUCUGUUCCCUCUGGAUACCAACACAUAUCCCCUCACCAAAGGAAUGAAAAUAGAGAUCGCAGUGAUUGUUAUUGGCACGAUGAUUGGCAUUCUGUCCCAGAUUAAAAUGUGGAAAAUCAUCAGGUCCAAGCAGCGACAAGGAGAGGUGGGGAAGGAAGAAGGCGAGCGACAACGGGAAGCGGUCGAGGCCGCUUUGGGGCGACACCUUCAGCGUCAGAAUGAACGUGAAAAGUCGGAAUGGGAGAGACAAUACGGCGAUCGACUUCAGAGUAAACGCCACACGAUCCUGUGGCAGGAUGCACAUCCAGAAAAGCGAUCCUCGAGCGUGUCGGUAGAGGUACUUGGUGCUCCGUCUUCUUCUGCCGAUAAUUGGGAAGUGAAUGCGUUGGGUCCUCAGCGACCCUCCGGGCAUGGGCCGAAGUAUAAACGACAAAGCUCUGUGGCAGUGGAUGUCAUUGAAGAGGUGGAAGAAGACCCCGAAGCUAUUGCUUAUACCGAGCGCCAAAAGGCUCUUCAGGCUCUUGAGGAAGGCAAAUCUUCCGAUGAACGAAAACGAAGCGGCGAAUCCGGCGGAGCCGUAACCACUGGUUUUGAUCAGACGACUGCUGAACCAGGAAAAUUUCUCGAACCUUCAAAAUCCAAACGGCGGUCUCAACAAUCAUUGUCCAACCUUUCAAAAUGUCUGGGUCCGACUUACGGUGCUACGUCGGAGUCUCGAGAGCAACUCCUCGAUGUCGAAAGGCCGUAUAGCAGGGCUUCGUCGGCAGCAGCCACUUUGGAUGAGGACAAUGAAGACCUAGAUGUGUCAGCACUAGACGCGGAUGCGGACGAGAAUAAGCAUCAAAUGCCCGAGAUCAUUAUAUCUCCAACCACGCCAAACGAAGGAAGGCUUUGGGGAACAUCCACCAACGAGCCCACCAACGAAGAAAACGCCUCAUCAUCGAACACAGCAAGAAAUUUCGGAGCUGCAUCUCGACCUGAAGGAAAGGAAGUCGAAUCUGCUGUGGACCAAUCAACCCGCGCAGACGAAGUUGCUCAUUCUAGCGAGAGCGAGGCUGGCGACGGGACAAAGCAGAGCAAUAACUAUUCUCGCUCACAAGCAUCCGAAGGCACCAACUCGAGCGCUGAUUCUUUGACCCAGACUGCUCUGGCUCAGAUUCCGAACCAGUUGUCAAAUGUAGUGUUGUCAUAUCGAACCAAUGAAUGGGCAAAACACAUUGCCACCGCUGAGGCCCCAAUCUGUGAUGAGCCUGAGUCGAUUGACAACGCUGAUGAAUUGCCGACCCAACUGGCGCCGCCGCCCAUAGAAUCUGAGAAAGCGCCUCCCAACGAGCCUACCAUUGAGGCGCCACCGGCCGAGAUGCUGCCACCCACGGUCCAAGCCGGUGGUGCUGGCGUUGGGAUUGCGUCCAAUCCCGCUGCCAAUCAUCGACGUUUCUCGGACCCACAACGGCGCCGAAGUGUGAUCAAAGCACCAUCAAGGUCCGGAUCCUCGCAAUCUUUGAAGCUACCUGGCAACCGGAGCAGUCGGAACUCAUUCAACCCUGUGUCUACAACCUCCCUGGUAACAACGCCAAUCGACGAAAACGUUCCGACCGAGUUCACGGCCUCAAAAAUAACCACUCGUCGCGCAUCUGGAGGGUCACCGUAUCCAAUGGCUCAGCGGAGCUCCUCAUCACCUGUGCUGACCUCAAGUGGGAUGCGACCAUACACUUCCCACGGUAGUGCUAGCCCUCAUGCCAGGAGCACUUACGAUCUUCUGCAAUUGAGCAGACCCGCAAGUCAUCAUACCCAUGCCUCCGGUCUGGUCACGGGCACCCGACUUGAAUCUUACAAUUCUCGACAACCGUCUCGGCGAGAUACGCGAAAUGACGCUGAACGACGAGAAUCUCUACUCGCGGAGUGGCGGCUGUCGCAACAACACCAUGCGAGGAGUAGUGGACUCAAUGAAACUUCUGCGGAAGCUGGCAGAGCCCAGAUGAAGAUGGAGAAAGAGAACCAGAAGCUUCUUGAGGAGCAUCAACGAAAUGCACAACAAAGGAAACAGCACGUAAUGGAUCAAGUCAUGCGAAGACCCGAUAUGCAGGAACUUCACCGAGAGGCGAUGCGUAAAAUGCAAGCAAAUGCCAACCAGAAGUUGCGAAAUUCGACGGGAUAA